Molecule: messenger RNA, 4961 nt
Organism: Andrographis paniculata
Lineage: Eukaryota; Viridiplantae; Streptophyta; Magnoliopsida; Lamiales; Acanthaceae
Product: pre-mRNA-splicing factor prp12-like
Exons: 15
Coding region: 298-4434 (1378 amino acids)
Biological process (GO): mRNA splicing, via spliceosome
Cellular component (GO): U2 snRNP; nucleus
Molecular function (GO): protein binding; U2 snRNA binding
Source: RefSeq, a predicted model, not a curated record
UCAAUAGGAAAGGAAGGGCACACGGGGCUCUACUCACUCACUGAGCAGGGCCAGGAAAGAAGUUCAUUGACAUUGGGUGCGCGAACAAAUCGCAACCGUCCUCCGACCAUUGCCCCGCACCCCACCCUACUCUGGCUUCUUCUCCCUCCCCUCCCUGGCGCUACGUAGAGGGAGCCCUCACACUCACACUCACUUCCACUACCGUUCAAUUCAGGAAUUUCGAUCAACCCUAGCCUGGCCUAGCAUAGCAUAGCGGAGCCUCCUCAAUCUUCACUUCCACCUUCCGACGAAAUCAUCAUGUCUGCUGCAGUAGAGGAGUCUUCUUCGUCCCGCCCACAUACAUCCACCACCCCUGCUGCCGCUUCCCGGUCACCCUCCCAUAAUGCUGCCGGCGCCUUUUAUUUGGCCAAGACCGUUCUCAGAGGGAGCGUCGUUCUUCAAGCUGUCUGCGGCCACUUUCGCUCCCCCUCUUCAUACGACGUUGUCUUUGGCAAGGAGACAUCAAUAGAACUGGUGAUAAUUGAUGAAGAUGGGAUAAUUCAAUCAAUUUCUGAACAACCUGUGUUUGGCACAAUUAAAGAUCUUGCGGUCCUUCCCUCGAAUAAAGCUGUUUAUGAUCAUAGUCCUAAGAUACUUGGAAAGGAUACGUUGAUUGUCAUUUCAGAUUCUGGAAAGCUGUCAUUUCUCUUCUUUUGCAAUGAAAUGCACAGGUUUUUCCCAUUGGCUAAUGUUCAACUUUCUGCACCUGGAAACUCAAGGAAUCAAGUUGGAAGGAUGUUGGCAAUUGAUUCUAGUGGGUGUUUUGUUGCUGCUAGUGCAUUUGAGGACCAAUUGGCUAUUUUUGCAAUCUCAACAUCUCCAAAUAGUACUGAUAUCAUUGAUAAGAGGAUUUUCUGCCCUCCUGAAAAAGAUGGGCGCUUAAAAACUGCCAGAGGCUCUACCAAUAUUUCUGGUACUAUAUGGAGCAUGUGCUUUAUCUCAAAGGAUUACCGCCAGCCUAGUAAAGAGCACAAACCUUUACUGGCCAUUCUUCUAAAUAGGUGGGGAUCUUUCUAUAGAAACGAGCUUCUGUUAUUGGAAUGGAAUAUUGAUGAACAUGCUGUGAAUGUGGUGUAUCAGUUUGCUGAAGCUGGGCCAUUAGCAUAUCAUAUAGUUGAAGUCCCCCAUUCUAAUGGAUUUGCCUUCCUGUUCAGGGCAGGUGACAUUGUUCUAAUGGAUUUCAGGAAUUCUAAUGCCCCCUCUUGUGUCUAUAGAACAAGCUUAAAUUUUACGCCAGUGGAGGAAAAAAAGAUUAAACACAUUAUAAGAAUACCAGAUAUAAUGGAUGAAGAAGGCAUUCAUAGUGUUGCUGCCUCUGCUUUAUUGGAGCUUGGUGACCUAAAUAAAAGCGAUGAUCCAAUGAGUAUUGAUGAUUAUGGUAGUGUGCAGCCUGGUUCCAAUUAUGUUUGCUCAUGGUGUUGGGAACCUGGUGCCAUUAAUAGUUCACGAAUUAUAUUCAGUGCCGACUCUGGGGAACUUUAUGCUAUUGAAAUGAUUUUUGAGCCUGAUGGAAGCCUCAGGGUCAAUUUAUCCGAUUGUCUCCAUAAAAGUUUACCAUGUAAUGUUCUGUUAUGGCUUGAAGGUGGGUUUGUGGUGGCAAUUGCUGACAUGGCUGAUGGGACGGUGUUCAAGUUUGAAGAGGGAGUUCUGAAAUACAGAAGUUCCAUUCAAAACAUUGCCCCAAUCUUGGAUAUGUGCAUAGUUGAUUAUCCUGAUGAGAAACAUGAUCAAAUAUUCGCAUGUUCUGGGAUGGCAUCUGAGGGAUCCUUGCGAAUAAUUCGGAGUGGUAUCAGUGUGGAGAAAUUAUUGAAAACUGCUCCAAUUUAUCAAGGGGUAACUGGGACAUGGACACUCAAAAUGAAUGUCUCUGACUUGUAUCAUUCUUUUCUUGUGUUAUCAUUUGUUGAAGAGACCAGGGUUCUCUCUGUUGGUGUCAGCUUUGCAGAUGUGACUGAAUUAGUUGGUUUUCAGCCUGAUGUCUGCACAUUGGCUUGUGGUGUUGUGGGUGAUGGCAUGAUUGUCCAGAUUCAUCAAUUUGGAGUAAAACUUUGUUUGCCUGUUAGAGCUUUACAUCCUGAAGGAAUUGCUUCCUCGUCACCAGUAUGCACAUCAUGGUUUCCUGAUAAUAUGAAUAUAAGCCUGGGAGCUGUUGGACAGGGCAGGAUAGUAGUGGCAACAUCCAGUCCAUGCUACUUGUUCAUUCUUGGCAUAAUUUCUUCCUCGGCCAGUCAGUAUGAAGUAUACCAAAUCUACUGUGUAAAAUUGCAGAAUGAGUUGUCCUGUAUUUCCAUACCAGUGGAGCACCCCCAGCAGAAUACAGUUUUGAUGCGUUUUGCAGCUGACUACAACUUAACUCCUGAUGUUGGAAAUUUGUUUGUUGUGGGAACUCAUAGGCCUUCUGUGGAAGUUGUAUCCUUUACGCAUGACAAAGGAUUUCAAGUUCUUGCUGUAGGAAUUAUAUCAUUAACCAAUACCAUGGGGACUACCAUUAGUGGAUGUGUUCCGCAAGAUGUGAAACUUGUGUUAGUUGACCGUAUGUAUGUUCUAUCAGGAUUGAGGAAUGGAAUGUUACUUAGGUUUGAGUGGUCUUGUAACACUACCCUGUCCUCAACAGAGCCACCUUGUGCACAAGCUGUUGGUUCCUGGAUGAUGAACUCCCCUGUAUUAUCCAAUUCAAUAGCCCCAAAUACUAAGAUUCCAGCAAUUUUUAUGUCCAACACAUCUGGAAGGACUAAAGGAGAGUUCCCAGUUAAUCUGGAGUUGAUUGCUGUGCGCCGCAUUGGUAUUACACCUGUUUUCUUGGUUUCAUUGAGUGAUUCCCUGGAUGCUGAUAUGAUUGCUCUCAGUGACAGGCCUUGGUUAUUGCAGACUGCAAGACAGAGUCUGUCUUAUACAUCCAUAUCCUUUCAGCCUUCUACUCAUGUGACUCCUGUGUGUUCAAUUGAAUGCCCCCGAGGAAUUUUAUUUGUUGCGGAGAACAGUCUUCAUUUGGUGGAAAUGGUCCCAAGUAAGAGGCUAAAUGUGCAAAAAUUUCAUAUUGGUGGUACACCAAGGAAGAUAUUAUAUCACAAUGAAAGCAGGCUGUUGCUAGUUAUGAGGACAGAAUUAGACAAUGAUUCGUGCUCGUCAGAUGUUUGUUGUGUGGAUCCUUUGAGUGGCUCGGUGUUGUCAUCCUUCAAAUUUGAUCCUGGGGAGACGGGGAAAUGUAUGCAGUUGGUAAAGGUGGGAAAUGAGCAUGUGUUGGUGAUUGGAGUUAGUCAAUCUGCCGGACCAGCUAUCAUGCCAAGUGGUGAAGCCGAAAGUACAAAAGGUCGACUGGUGAUUCUUUGCCUUGAUCAAAUGCAAAAUUCAGAUAGUUGUUCGGUCCAAAGAAAUUCACCUAUUGGUGGGUAUGGUGGAGAACAGCUCUCCAGCAGUAGUCUCUGUAGCAGCCCAGAUGAUAAUAGCUGCGAUGGGAUUAAACUUGAAGAAACUGAAGCAUGGCACUUACGCCUAGCCUAUUCUACUAAUUGGCCUGGAAUGCCCAUUGCUAUCUGCCCUUACCUUGAUCGUUAUUUUUUGGCUUCUGCUGGUAAUUCUUUUUAUGUUUGUGGUUUUCCAAACGAUAACUCCCAAAGGGUUAGAAGAUUGGCUGUUGGGAGAACACGCUUUACAAUAAUGACUUUGAGUGUACAUUUCACAAGGAUAGCUGUCGGAGAUUGCCGUGAUGGCAUUCUUUUUUAUUCAUACCAUGAGGAUUCGCGAAAACUGGAGCAGGUUUAUUGUGAUCCUGUGCAAAGGCUUGUUGCUGAUUGUGUUCUUAUGGAUGUUGAUACUGCCUUUGUUUCUGAUCGGAAAGGAAGUGUUGUUGUCUUGUCUUGUGCGGAUCAUUUAGAAGAUAAUGCAAGCCCAGAACGCAACUUGACUCUAAGCUGUUCAUAUUUUAUGGGUGAGAUUGCCAUGAGCAUGAGGAAGGGAUCUUUCUCAUAUAAACUCCCUGCUGAUGAUAUGAUGAAGAACUAUGGUACUGCUAGUAAUAGCAAUAAUUCCUCAAGGAAUUGCAUCAUGGCAUCUACACUGUUGGGGAGUAUAGUUAUAUUUAUUCCAAUUACAAGGGAAGAGUACGAGUUACUGGAAGAUGUUCAAGCUAGGCUGGUGGUUGAUCCUCUCACUAGUCCUAUUUUGGGAAAUGAUCACAAUGAGUUUCGAAGCCGCGGGAGUCGGGCAGGAAUACCUAAGGUACUUGAUGGAGACAUUCUGGCCCAAUUUUUGGAGCUUACAACGAUGCAACAAGAGGCGGUGUUGACAUCACCACAACAUUCAAACGAGGCUGUGUCAGGUUUGAAGCCAUCCAUGCCAGUUAUGGUCAACCAGGUUGUUCGAUUGCUUGAGCGAGUACAUUAUGCCCUGAGCUAAGCUAAGGAAGCUUUUCAUGUGGUUUUUCUCCCUAUAAUGAAUGCUUCCAAUCCCGAAGUGCUCUCUGCCAGGGCUGUAUAGAAGAAGUCAAGAGGGUGGUUGAAAUAAAUGAUUGGAGCGUGUAGAUUGAUGGCUGCCACCCGGGAGCAUGAAAUUUGAGUGUGUAGAGUAGUUUUUUUUAAAAAAAGAAAAGAAGGAAGAAAGAAAGAAACCAUAGCGAGUUCACCGUUGCUGUGAGUUUGCAAUAAGCUAAGGCCAAAAGUGCAUCCUCCUUGUACACAUGGCAGUCUUGUUUUCUUGUAUGAAUAUCCGGAGAGUUGGUGCGUGCAGUUGUGCUAAGAUUAGUAUUUACUAAGCUGCUACAGGAUGAGAAGCUGCAGUGUUUCCACUAUUUAUCAUCUUCGCAUCUCAUCUCAUCUCUGUAGAUUGUUGUACAGUGUGUGUGUGGUGAUGUACAUACUACUCACUGAUAGUUAAUAUACAAAGGAGGAAGAGUUUGAACUUUGAUGAAUGUUUUUGUGGGUUUA